AUGGCAGUCCAGCCAACAUGGAACUAUCUGUGCGAAAACGAAUUGCAAUACGGUAUUCUAAGUACCUAUGACUAUCACUGGUUUCUGUAUAAACCCAAGAAUGCACCAUCCGAGCUUUAUAUAUCAGAAGCUCUUUCACUGGAAUCAAAGUGUCCAGUCGUUCUCAUGGCAUAUGCGUAUAUGGCUUGGAAGGCCGUGAACGAUUGUCAUUCCCGAUAUCCAUCUAUAAUAUUGACACAGCCUGCGAAGAAUCGACAAGUGUUAGAUGAAUUGCUUAAGGAAAUUAAAGCAUAUAAUGAUCUUGCUGAUAUUCAAGGGAAGUACAUCCCAAAGUUGAGAGCUAAUGCUUUGGAGGCAUUAAGGGAAAUUCACAAGCAUGGUAUUCUUCAUGAUGAUAUUAGAGCAGAGAACAUUUUAGUUAGUAAUCAAGAUGACGUAUAUAUUAUAGACUUUGGAAUGUCCAAUCGAGCUGAUAUAAAAAAGAAGAGAAAGUGGUAUCAGGAUGAGAUGACACAAUUGUCUUGUUUGCUAGAUCAGUAUACUAGAUGUUCUGGCCCGUAG
This is a messenger RNA of Paraglomus occultum, 561 nucleotides long. NCBI's taxonomy places the organism in Eukaryota, Fungi, Glomeromycota, Glomeromycetes, Paraglomerales, Paraglomeraceae. The record is from the annotation of a GenBank genome assembly.